This is a messenger RNA of Cicer arietinum (chickpea), 2284 nucleotides long. RefSeq names its product protein WHAT'S THIS FACTOR 1 homolog, chloroplastic. The record is from RefSeq and is a predicted model, not a curated record. NCBI's taxonomy places the organism in Eukaryota, Viridiplantae, Streptophyta, Magnoliopsida, Fabales, Fabaceae. Gene Ontology annotation, molecular function: RNA binding.
AACAUCACCGACCUUAGCUCAGUUGGUAGAGCGGAGGACUGUAGUGGGUUUAAAAUCCUGAUAGAAAUCCUUAGGUCACUGGUUCGAAUCCGGUAGGUCGGAAAUUUUUUAGUCAAACUUUUUUUUUAGGUCGGAAUUGCUUCAAAUAUUCACCAAAAUCGAUUCAAUGUCGAUAGUCAUAGCCGUUGUUAAACUACGAUUUCAUAAUUCAUUCAUACCCAAACACAUUGAUUCAAUCCAAUGGCUUUUCGUUCCUUCUUCCUUUCAUCUAAAACCCUCAAAAACCCUAAUCACAACUUCACCGCUCAAUUUUCCACCUCAUUUCUCGUCACAAAAACCCCAAAACACCUCAAGAAAAAACGCAAACCCAAACACAGCCCGAGAACAAACCCAAUCCAAACCCAACCAAACCGCAUAACACAAUUCGAACGCAUCGUUGAACGGGAUUCCCUAUUCAAAUUUGUAACAAAAUCAAAACAAUAUCUCUCUAACCAACCGGAACACGUCCUUCAACUCGACGACGCCGGAAAACUCCACCGCGAAUUAGGUUUCCCCCGCGGCCGGAAAAUCUCCAAAUCAAUUCAACAACAUCCGCUCCUCUUCCAAACCUACCGCCACACCGACGGUAAAAUGUGGCUCGGAUUCACCGAUCUCAUGGAAGAACUCAUCGCCGAAGAAAAAACCAUUAUGGAUUCCAUGGAACUUGAUCGUGUCGAUAAGGUUCGUAAACUUCUCAUGAUGUCUGCGUUUCACCGUAUUCCACUUUGUAAAAUUCAUCACUGUAGGAACCUAUUCGGUAUACCAGACGAUUUUCGUGACCGGGUCGAGAAAUACCCGAAUUAUUUCCGGGUUGUGGUGGAUCACAACAACGACGGGAGGAGAGUCCUUGAGUUGGUUAAGUGGGACCCACUUUUGGCUGUGAGUGCUUUAGAAAGAGAGUUUGUUGUUAAUGAGGAAGGUGCUAAGAGGAAAUUUAAUUUUCCUGUGAAACAUGGGAAGGAUUUGGAUUUGGAAUUUGAUGAUAAGAAGAAGUUGAAUUUGUUAAACGCGCUUCCAUUAGUGUCCCCUUAUUCGGACGGUUCGAAAUUGGAUGUGUGGACAUUGGAAGCUGAGAAGUAUAGGGUUGGAUUGAUUCAUGAGUUUUUGAAUUUGACAUUGGAGAAGAGAGCUUCAAUUCAUCACCUUGUCGAGUUUAAGGAGGAGUUUAGUUUAACUAAGCAUACUUAUCAUAUGCUUGUUAAGCAGCCACGGGCGUUUUAUUUGGCUGGAACUGAGAUGAAUUGGGUUGUAUUUUUGAAAGAUGGCUAUGAACGAGACGGUGUUUUGAUUCACAAGGAUCCUCAGGUUUUGUUCAAUGAGAAGCUUUAUAAGUAUGCUCAGAUAAAGGAAAUGGAACCUGAUUCUGAUGUUGGAUUGGAAAAUCAACAUAUGACUUGAAACUGAAACUUUUUUAGACAAUUGAAUUGGAAACAGUUCAAAAGGGUUUGUAAAUUAAGAAAAGAAAGACCAGUCAAAGCUCUUCAAUGUCAGGGUACUCCUCUCCCAAAAAGGAAUGAAAUGCCUUUGUGAUAUUAAAAUGAAAUACUUCAGUUUCUAUGAUAGUGAUCGGCUUUGCUUCACAAAUCCUCUUUGUUUCGAUGGAGGAACAAAGAGGACAUUGGAGAAAUUUAAGUUUAGUGUACUGGGGAUUGCAUGGUUGGCAAAGAUUUUAGGUUCGCCAGCUUUUCCAUUUUAUCUAGGCAAUAUUGGCUUUCAUAUUUUCAACUUUCAUAAGCGGUGAAAUGCCUCCUUGUAGUUUUUCUUAAUGCUACUGUAUUGGCUACGAAGGCCCAACUAUGCAAGCAACAGAUGAAUAAGCGGUAUUGGAGGAGGGAACAGCCAUAGUUGAUGCUAGUGCAAUAAGACUUUGUUUACAGAAUUUUAGAACCACUUGGGUUCAUGCAUUGUUGAUCAAUUUUUCAUGUCUGGAAAAGAGGAACUCAACUUGAAUUACUAAUUUUUUAGAAGUCGUAAGGGUUGUGCUAGGAUAUCUGAUCAGUUUCACUGAAUAUGCUGGUCAGAGUAUUCCUUGCAUUAGCAGGAAGAGCAUAUGAACCUCUUUCGUUUGUAGUUUGAAUCUGCGCUAUGAUAUAAACAAUAAGAUAUGUAUUUGUAUAGUAGGAUAUAACAGUUGUGGUGCUUCACCAAAAGUUCCCAGCUGUCUAAUUCAGCUUCAGGUUUGCUGUGACCUUCAACUAGUUUCCGCAGAUAUUGGAGUUUUUGUGUGGCAUAUUUCAUUCAGUUA